GACAGGUUUAUUUCACAAGAAAUUACUAUCCACCUACUUCACCUUUCCAGGCUCCUCCCACUAGAUCACCUCUUAUAAGGCUCUCCAGAGAAGUCAGUUCAUUGUGAAGGAUCAUCCUAGCUGAGGUUGUGUCUCAAGGAAAACCUGGCAGAAGAUAUAAAGAUGGCAGCUGCAAAAGACUGUCAAGAAGUGGCCUGUUCCCCAGAAGAAAAUUGUAAACUUAAUCCCAAUUUUAUUGACAAUAUGGAGCCAGAAUUUAGAGAAGAUGAAUGCUGCUUAAAUUGUGAAGCAAUACUCAAAUACUCUGUCCCCAUGUGUAUCAACUUAAAGAAUUCAAAUGAAAAGAUUUCCUUCUUCAAUCAAGAGGAAGAAGUGGUCAUAUUUGAAGAGAUGAUGAAUAAUGAGAAGAGAGAAAAUGCACCCUGGACUCAAUUUAUGCUGCAGAGGUAUUAUUGCAGUGGCCCAAGAUCCUUGGUGGCCUUCUCUGUGAAGACUGAAAAUGAGAAUUAUAUUCUCUCUUGCAAAAAUCAUCAAGAACUUCAUUUUAAGUAUGGUGAUUUUCCAUACGAGAUUGAAGACAAAGAUGAAGAUAUUUUGUUCUGGCAAAGUAAAGUUAUAGGUUAUGAAAAGGUAGAAUUCGAGUCAUUCUUAUACCCAGAACACUAUCUGGCAUGGGAGAAAAUUCAGGACAAAUUUGAGAUGCUAGUUUUAAAGGAAAAGCUUGACGGUGUGGAAAUGUCUACAAUAUUCACUUGUAUACUUUGUGAAAAAAACGAAAACUAUGAGAAGUGUGAGAAAUGAGUAUUUUUUCUUGUAUUUAAUAACUAAUUAAUGAAUCAGAAACAAGGUUUUUCCACUUUUUGACAUCCUCAUCCAGAAGACAUCCAGUAUGGGAACUAUCUCUUAAAGAUUUACCUAGAUCAAGAUCUAAUCAGAUAAUAUAAAAAUUCUAAGUUGGGACUAAUGGAUAUAUUCCUUCUCAAUUAUGUUUGCUCUGACAGAUCUGAGAAAAUGUGUUUUCUCCCUUUUGUCAGACAGGUGAUAUGAAAAUGGAUAAGUUUCUUUGACCAAGAUUUGGGAGGCCCAAGUCACAUAUCCCAAGACCCUCAUUUUAAUAUAGCUAACCUCCCAUUGUGUUAACCAAUCAGAAUUGAUUGGUACCCUUCAGGAACAUCUACUCUUCAAAGGAUAAAUAUAAACUGUGAGCUUACUACCAUGAGGGGUUUUAGGUUUAGCAAAUAUGUAUCUAUUUAUUAGUAAGCAUUCUGGCCUCAUUAAUAAAAUGA
This is a messenger RNA of Sarcophilus harrisii (Tasmanian devil), 1286 nucleotides long. Its product is annotated as interleukin-18-like. The transcript is spliced from 5 exons. NCBI's taxonomy places the organism in Eukaryota, Metazoa, Chordata, Mammalia, Dasyuromorphia, Dasyuridae. Gene Ontology annotation, molecular function: cytokine activity. Gene Ontology annotation, biological process: inflammatory response; immune response. The record is from RefSeq and is a predicted model, not a curated record. The coding region runs from base 163 to 801 and encodes 212 amino acids.